AUCAGUUUCUCUCUCUCAAAGUUUCGAAGCCAUGGCAGACGGCUAUGACUCUUCAUCCUUGGUUCACCUCAAUGUUGGAGGAAGAAAGUUUUCGACCACUGUUGGUACUCUAACUCAGCGCGAGCCUGAUUCGAUGCUAGCUGCAAUGUUUAGUGGCCGUCACACUUUACGCCAAGAUAAGAAGGGAUAUGUUUUUAUCGAUAGGGAUGGUAAGCUUUUUCGGCAAGUCCUUAAUUGGUUAAGAGACGGUGAUAUUCCUAAACUGGAAGUUACCCAAUAUGCAGAACUUCUUAAGGAGGCAAAAUACUAUCAACUAGUUGGGUUGACAGAUGAAUUACAAGCUGAACUUCUGCAUACGGACAAGGGUGAAAGUCUAAACUCAGAUGUAACGCGCGCUGAUAUCAUGAAGUACUAUAUACGCGGGAAACACAUCAAUCUUCGAGGUGUUAAUCUUUCUGGCAUUGAUCUCUCUGGAUUGAAUUUAUCGAAAGUCGACUUCAGCUAUUCGUGCAUGAGAUAUGUUCGUUUCUCAAAUGCAGAUAUUCGGGAUGCUAAGUUCAAUUAUGUAGAUGCUGAGGGUGCUACUUUUGACAAUGCAGAUUUGUGGGAUUCUACUUUUUAUGGAGCAAAUCUACGAGGAGCUUCUUUUGUGGGGAGUAAAGGGUACAGACUCUUUGGGGCAUCUUGCGUGGAAGAUUGUAGCUGCUGAAAGUCACCCUUGACAAUGUUGGUUGUUAGAAAUCCUUCAAGGAAGCUAGAUAUUAAUCAUUUUUAUAUUUCUUUUGAUUUAUACUUAAUUGCAAUGGGAUGAUCUCUGUGUAUUUUAUGUGUGGAAUUUAUCUACUGAUUUAUCAGUAGAUUAAAUUUUGUAGAGUAAAUUAAAUACUUUAUUUUGGGUUUGUUUAUAAGUGAUUUUAAAAUAACUGAUUUUUUUUUAUAUAUUUUUUUAUUUUUUGUAAAAGUGCUUUUGAAACCAAUCUUUAGUAAAAAUUUAAGUGAGUUCUAGAAUAACACUCGUAAGAAGUACCAGUUAGCACUUAAAGGGCUUUAAAAAGUUCAGAAACAAUUUUACCAAAACACGUUUCAGUCAUUUAAAAUCACUUCCAAACGAAUCCUUAUUUUUACUUAGAGCAUCGGUAUUUUGCAAGUUCGUUAUUAUAGAUAGUUCUUUGAAAUGAUCUUAUUAACGACAUAUACAAGAAUUGAAUUCUCCGAUAUAAGUGCUACAUAGUUGGCUCUCAUUCUUCACAAACCAUAAGUGUAUAGAAGCA
Molecule: messenger RNA, 1271 nt
Organism: Pyrus x bretschneideri (Chinese white pear)
Lineage: Eukaryota; Viridiplantae; Streptophyta; Magnoliopsida; Rosales; Rosaceae
Product: FH protein interacting protein FIP2-like
Exons: 1
Coding region: 32-709 (225 amino acids)
Biological process (GO): protein homooligomerization
Molecular function (GO): protein binding
Source: RefSeq, a predicted model, not a curated record